GGGUUCCUUUCCGACGCUUCGUUGUCUUCGACGUUUUUUCAAGUGCAUUUAUUUGUCAAGUAGCCAGAGAUGCAAUUUAUUGUGGCUAAGGGUCCUGGGAGUUGUAGUCCAAUAGUUUCCGGAGAGACGGCGCUGGCAACCCCGGCUGCUGCCUGUCUUUAUGGUCGGGGUGUGAUGACGUACCACGGAAAAGCUCCACGCUUCGUGAGGGGAAAGGACGGACUGCGCCUGCGCAGCUGAAACGGGAGGAGGGGGUGUGGUGGUGGUGGUGUGCUUUGCGCCUGCGCCGAGAGAGUGAGCGCUUGCGGCUUGAGUCUCUUAUCCAGAUUUCCAGGCCAGAAAGACGUUAUGACCGUGAACACAACAUCACUCUGUUUCAGAAACAAAGCCAUUUUGGCUCCCAUGGUGCGAGUUGGAACCCUUCCAAUGAGGUUGCUGGCUUUAGAUUGUGGUGCUGACAUUGUAUACUGUGAGGAGCUGAUUGACAUAAAGAUGCUUCAGUGCAAGAGAAUUGUAAAUGAAGUGCUUGGCACAGUGGACUUUGUUGCUCCUAAUGAGAGGGUUGUGUUCAGGACCUGUGAGCGGGAAAAGAACAGUGUUGUCUUUCAGAUGGGAACAGCAGAUGCUGAGAGAGCCCUGGCAGUAGCCAAGCUUGUAGAGAAUGACGUAGCGGGGAUUGAUAUCAACAUGGGAUGCCCCAAAGAAUAUUCCACUAAGGCAGGUAUGGGAGCAGCACUCCUGUCUGAACCUGACAAAAUAGAAUCGAUUCUGACAACACUCGUCAAAGGGAUUUGUAAGCCGGUGACCUGCAAGAUCCGGAUCUUAGCAUCAAAUGAAGAAACGAUAAGUCUAGUAAAGAAGAUUGAGAAAACUGGAGUUGCUGCCAUUGCAGUUCAUGGGAGGAAGAAAGAGGAGAGGCCUCAGCAUUCUGUCCAUUGUGAUGUGAUCAAAGCCAUCUCUGAGGCAGUCUCUGUUCCGGUAAUAGCCAACGGAGGCUCUUACGACUUCAUUAAGGAAUAUUCUGACAUUGAGGUCUUCCGGCAAGCGACAGCAGCGUCUUCUGUAAUGGUCGCUCGCGCUGCCAUGUGGAACCCCUCUGUCUUCAGGAAAGAAGGUCCAUGGGCCCUGAAGGAUGUCGUGCAGGAAUAUCUCAAAUAUGCAGUGAGAUACGAUAACCAUUACAGCAACACCAAAUACUGUUUGUGCCAGAUGUUAAGGGAACAGUUAGAAAAUGCACAAGGCAAGAAGCUGCAUGCCACGCAAUCCAUGCAAGAAAUCUGCGAAGUCUUCGAAAUGAGCAGCUUCUACAAAGAAACAUCAGCUCUUCUGGAGGCUAAAAGAGCUUCAUUAGAAGCAAAAGACCAAGGUGAAGAUGAUUCCACGGAAGACGCAGAUGUCAUAAAAAUGGCAGUUAGGUUUGACAAACGAGAGUAUCCCCCGCAGAUUACACCCAAAAUGUGUCUUUUGGAAUGGUGUCGGAAAGAGAAACACCCCCAGCCUGUUUACGAAACGGUUGAAAGGCCGCUGGAUAGACUCUUCCGCUCUGUUGUCACAGUAGCAGAACAAAAGUACAGAUCGACCAUAUGGGAAAAGUCAAAGAAGUUAGCGGAACAAGCUGCAGCGAUUGCCUGUUUAAGGACCCUUAACCUCCCGGAGGGGAAGCGGAGCGAAGAAGCAAAUCACCUGGUAAACAAACGCAAGAGGCCAGAUCAGGAACUUUUGAACAAUGGAGAACAUGGCAACGAUCAUGUAAUGGAGGCUACUUGCAAGAAACCUCAUUUUAUGCCAGGAGCUUCUGACGCCAGUGUUUUAUGAGUGCCCCAAGAGCAUGGAAGUUGACAUUGCACAACUAUGCACCUGUGUUGACUCCCCCCGCCAAUAAUUUCCCUUUCAUUUUGCCCGGAUGCAGUCCAGUGGAACUGGUAUAGCGGGAUCUUCACUCCGCUUUCCGAGGAACGAGAAGACUGGCUCAGCCGUAAAUCCUCUUUAGAGCAAAAUGUAUUUGAAUGUGGAUGGGUGAUCAGUGAAUGCACAUUUCUACAAUGGACCUGGAAUUUUCUGGAUGGAAACUGGCUGCUUACUUGGCAGGCUCCAAACGUACACUUUUAUUAUUUGUCAAUAGAUCUGUCUGGCAAGGCAUCUGUGGGACAGCCCACAUAAUUGGCAUUCGGGGAGGAGGAGCCUCUUGACCGAUUUCAGGAGCUCUGCGCUGUCCCAAUUUUCAAUCAUACGUCGACUAAAAACAAGGUCAGAAGUGGGGAGCUUGAUUGAAAGCGAAGCCCCAGUUGGGUAGGACGUGCCAUGGGUACACCCUGCCCAGAUCCCCUCUCCAGCCUUGGAAUGAGGUAGGAAGGAAAACCAUCCUACCCACCUGGAGCUUGAUGGGCAUGCAAGCUUUCCGCCUCUGACCUUGCUUUUAUCUAACACACAAUCAAAUGCCAAGAGUUUGCACAGUUACAGAUUAGGGGAGCAAGGGCCAAUGGUGUCAACACCGGAACUGCCCUUGGGACAAAACUGAGCAGUAGCCUAAAUGACAUCUAAUGUCUGAUGUUCAGUUGCAAGCUGGUGAUAAUCCGCUCCCAAACACACACACAAAUGUGUCGCUAUACAAUAGUUCCACCUUCCAUUUAACAGCCUCUGUAAAAUGAUGGCACUCUGAACCUGUUUAAAAUAUUUGACCUCUUGUAAUGGUCUGUCUUCUGUGCCCAAUGAUAAACCAUCAUAUCUUGUCUCCUAAA
Messenger RNA from Hemicordylus capensis (graceful crag lizard), 2738 nucleotides. RefSeq names its product dihydrouridine synthase 2 (gene DUS2). The record is from RefSeq and is a predicted model, not a curated record. The transcript is spliced from 16 exons. Gene Ontology annotation, biological process: tRNA dihydrouridine synthesis. The coding region runs from base 349 to 1815 and encodes 488 amino acids. Gene Ontology annotation, molecular function: tRNA binding; tRNA dihydrouridine synthase activity; flavin adenine dinucleotide binding. Lineage: Eukaryota; Metazoa; Chordata; Lepidosauria; Squamata; Cordylidae. Gene Ontology annotation, cellular component: cytoplasm.